Messenger RNA from Seminavis robusta, 2625 nucleotides. The record is from the annotation of a GenBank genome assembly. Lineage: Eukaryota; Bacillariophyta; Bacillariophyceae; Naviculales; Naviculaceae.
AUGGAAGGCACCAAACUUCUAGAAGAGGAUAGAUCCAGCUUUUCCAACACGGAAUCAAUCUCUGUCGAGUCCAAGGAUGCCGAGCAGGAACUCUUUGCGAGAGCCAGAUCAUACCUCAACUUGGGACGUUGCUAUCGCAUUUUCACGUUCCUUUUUGCUGAGCGUAAACUAGUUGUGUUCUUCUGGGUUCACUUCAUGUGUACCAUGAUUAUCUGGACACAUUUUGCGCUCACAAAGUUCCAAGAACAGGAAGACACCGUCCCAGAGGGCGCUCCUCGGUACUGGUGGAAACGCCUUGUCCCCCCUCUUGAGUUUGGUUCGAUGCAUGCCAUCCUCUUUCAGAUGGCGCUUAUCCCAUUAACCAUGUCAAGAUACAGCAUAUCUGCUUUAUCCGGGUCGUUUGUCAACAGGUUUAUCCCGCUUAAUCGUUCGGUCCGGAUUCACAUUCAUCUUGGGUACACUAUGGUUGGCAUUGUCUUCCUUGCGACUGUGUUCUUCUUUGCCUUCUUUGGGCUACUAUGUUCCGACGGAGACCAGAAGUUCUGCUCCAAGUUCACAGACGAGAUCAUGAUCACCGGCUAUGUCAUUCUUGGAAUGCUCCUCAUCAUUGGCGGCACUUCCUAUUUCCGGCAUUAUAUUCCGUACGAAGUCUUCUACGGGAUCCAUCAUCUUGUCUUCAUUCUAUACUUUCUAACGGUGGCACAUACACUUGAUGUUGUGCAGAGAAACAAGGCGAGGCAGAGAAGCCAAACGUUCAAGUGGUUUUCGGCAACCCUGCUGUUCUACUUUUGCGAUCGUGCUGCUAUGCACCUAAACCAUAAGUAUAAGGCUCGGCUCGUCGCCUCAUCUGUUGUCACGGGAAGAAAGGAUAGUGGCAAGAUGAUCAUCCUCCGCCUUCGACGUCCAGCUUUGUUCAACUUCAAGCCAGGACAAUCCGCUUUCUUAAGGUUGAAAGACAUUGAUAUUCAUUGGCAUCCAUUUUCUGUGGCAUCCUCCCCCGCAUCAGAAUUCCUGGAGUUCUACAUCGAAGUCUACAAAGACAGGUCGUGGACGAACAAGCUAUGGGAGAUCCUACAGGAAGAAAACGAGAUAGCUCAAGAGGCACGGCAGAUCGAGUUCGAGGUCAUGGGGCCUUACGGCACAGGUCUAGCCAAGACAUCAGACUACUCCCAUGCACUGGCAAUCGGCUCUGGAACAGGAAUAGUUCCUAUCUUGUCCUUGUUCAAGCAGCAUGUCCGUCAGCUGCUGAAGCUGGACCCUGCCACCUACUUGCGUGUCCUGGAGGAACAGCAGGAUAAGAUGAUUCAGGUUCAAAGAGCACUUCAGCCCCGCAAAGGAUCCCUAGCGUCCAAGCUCUCACACCCUUGUAGUCAGCGUCAUCAGCAGGAGAAAGCAAGCUUGUCAGACUCCAUCCGCGAUGUGUUUGCAAAGCAUUCAGAGCUCAGGCGAUGGGGAGAACUUCGUCGAAACAUGAAAGACAUCAGGAAAAAGACAUCGGAAGCCACCCGCUCCAUAUACUGCACUGUGAUUCUGUCCAUCAUGCCUGUCUUUGGUGUGUCCCUCCUCGGGUUGACAAUAAGUUGGAACACUGUCAAUUUCGAUCUCCGCUUUGGCAUGAUCGAGACGCUGGAAGCCUUGACUGCGUUGUUUCAGUUGCUCUUUGCCUUGGUGGCAAUCUUCAUUUGGGACUCCAACCACAUCUUUGCCUAUGUUGAUACUGUCCUCUGUGUUGUGAGCCCCUUUGCAGAUUGGUACUGGUUCUUGGUUUACAGUGAGAAUGGAACGCUCAGCGCCACCGAAAUCCUUCUGUACUGUCUACUGACUGGCUACAUGACUGUUCGUCUUUGGGACAUGACCGUGAAACCCCGCUACACGUCAUGGCGAACCUAUGCUGCCGACGAUGGUUUCAACGCGCUGGAGAAGCUGCACAUGGUGUGGGUGACAAGGUCUGCUUCUCUCGUGUCUCAAGUGCUUCCUGAUGUGGAUCAGAUUUGGAGAAAGCUGGUUUCGCAAUGGGGUGAAGAGAAUGCGAGGACGGUGUGCCAGAUCUCAGUCUAUGUCACAGAGAAAGACACGGUUCAAUGCCAGCUUCUCAUGAACGAGCUUGCAGAAACAAGGCUGGGCGAGUUCAUUCAUUUCGAACGCCCAGACUUCGGGUCUCUCAUCGAAGAUCAUUCUCUGGAUUUGAUCAGCAGUCGCCCCAAGUCAACGUCCGUCCUCGCAUUUUGCGGGUCCCCAGAAUUAUCCGCAGAAAUCCAUCACGAGAAGAUUUCCAAUGACAUGCUUCUUGCAAUCACCGGUAGCAAGCAGCACCAGAUGGAGUUUGUCUCGGAGAGUUAUGGCGGUAGCAAGCCUAACAAGGCCACUACUAGCAGCGUUCAGAAGGCCUUUGAUACAGCGCAGACUGAGCUUCGUCUGAACACGUCUUAUUCAUCUAUGGGUUACGCAGUGGAUUACUUGUUCGACUCUGAAUUGUCGACCAAUGCGCACGAACCCACCAUGAGACUGUCGACAAAGACGACGGUAGGUACAAGUAGUUCAGGUUCCAGCAAUUCGAGGCGUCGCUUCCUGACAAAGCGAGAGACAAUUGCAUUCACCGAAGUUCCCAUGGAAAUUGAAAUCUAA